This is a messenger RNA of Adineta steineri, 1584 nucleotides long. The record is from the annotation of a GenBank genome assembly. Lineage: Eukaryota; Metazoa; Rotifera; Eurotatoria; Adinetida; Adinetidae.
AUGACAGCAGCAAAAAAAUCGAAAAAAACUGAUAUGAAAAAUAAAUCAUCAAAAUUAUCUGUAUCAGAUCAAUUUCAUGAAGAAUUUGAAGAAACACCAACAUGGACUGCUGUUAUUACUGUCCUUGGGUAUGCAAUACUUAGUUUACUUGGAUGGUUACGUGAUUUUCUUCGAAAUAUUGGUAUAGAAAAUAAAAAAACUUCUCAAGAUCCAAAUCCUAAAAAUUUUGUUCCACUUUAUCAAAGUUAUGAAUGUUUUUAUACGCGAAAUUUAUAUACACGUAUACGUGAUGUAUUUAAUCAACCGAUUGCAAGUGUUGCUGGAGCUACAGUUGACGUUAUGGAACGUAUUUCCGAUGAUUUUAAUUGGACAUUUAAAUUUACUGGAAAAAAAUUACCAUCAAUUAAUUUAGGUUCAUAUAAUUAUUUGGGUUUUGCUGAAAAUUCAGGUCCAUGUUCUGAACAAGCAAUAAAAUCAAUUGAAAAAUAUGGUCUUACAACAUGUAGUACACGUCAUGAAUUAGGUACACAAAAAUAUAUGAUCGAACUAGAAGAUUUAAUGGCGAAAUAUUUAAAUGUCGAAGAUUGUAUUGCAUUUGGUAUGGGUUUUGCUACUAAUGCUUUAAAUAUUCCUGCCCUUGCUGGAAAGGGUGAUUUAAUACUUAGCGAUAGACUUAAUCAUACUUCACUUAUACUUGGUGCUCGAUUAUCUGGAGCAGUUAUUCGUACAUUUAAUCAUAAUGAUAUCAAAGAUUUGGAAUUUCAAUUACGUAAUGCUAUUAUUCAUGGACAACCGCGUACAUGUCGACCAUGGAAAAAAAUUUUAAUCAUUGUUGAAGGUGUCUAUAGUAUGGAAGGUUCAUUAUGUAAAUUACCUGAAAUAAUUGAAAUAAAGAAAAAAUAUAAAGCUUAUUUAUAUGUGGAUGAAGCACAUUCGAUUGGUGCUAUUGGUUCACGAGGUCGUGGUGUUGUUGAUUAUUGGAAUGUUGAUCCUGAUGAUAUUGAUAUUCAUAUGGGAACAUUUACUAAAAGUUUUGGAUCAGCUGGUGGAUAUAUUGCAGGAAAAAAAUCUUUAAUUGAUCAUAUUCGGAUAUAUACACAUUCAGGAUGUUAUUCUCUGAGUAUGUCAGCACCUGUUGUAUAUCAAAUAAUAUCUGCAUUGAGUAUAAUUAUGGGACUUGAUGGUACAAACGAUGGCCAAAAACGUAUUCAACAAUUAGCUUGUAAUGUACGUUAUUUUCGUCGACAACUUGUUGAUAUGGGUUUCAUUGUAUAUGGAAAUGAUAAUUCACCUGUUGUGCCUGUUAUGAUUUUCAUGCCUGCUAAAAUAGCAGCUGUUAAUCGUGAAAUGUUAAAACGUGGUUGUGCCGUUGUUACUGUUGGAUUUCCAGCUACUUUACUUACUGAAUCACGUGUUCGAUUUUGUAUAUCAGCUGGUCAUACCAAAGAAAUGCUUGAUCAUGCUUUGAAAGCUAUGGAUGAAGUUGGACAUCUUGUAUCACUUCGUUAUUCGAACCGAAAUCAUUCACGUCGUUGGAAUGAACUUAAUCGAGCUAAUUAUGACAACGAAUAUAUCUCAUGCUAG